This is a messenger RNA of Echinococcus granulosus, 465 nucleotides long. RefSeq names its product V-type proton ATPase proteolipid subunit. Gene Ontology annotation, cellular component: proton-transporting V-type ATPase, V0 domain. The transcript is spliced from 3 exons. Bases 1 to 465 code for a protein of 154 amino acids. NCBI's taxonomy places the organism in Eukaryota, Metazoa, Platyhelminthes, Cestoda, Cyclophyllidea, Taeniidae. The record is from RefSeq and is a predicted model, not a curated record. Gene Ontology annotation, molecular function: proton-transporting ATPase activity, rotational mechanism. Gene Ontology annotation, biological process: proton transmembrane transport.
AUGUCUUCUGAUCCCAGUUAUGCGCCCUUCUUCGGGAUUAUGGGGGCCACAGCCUCAAUGGUUUUUUGUGCUUUCGGUGCGGCCUAUGGCACCGCCAAAUCUGGGGCAGGUAUCUGUUCCAUGGGAGUUAUGCGUCCUGAACUCAUAAUGAAAUCCAUCAUUCCAGUUGUUAUGGCUGGUAUUGUUGCCAUUUAUGGCUUGGUAGUGUCUGUUGUUAUUUCUCAGCAGAGUGACAGGUCUAAAUCAAUGGCAAUUUCCCUUAAGCAGCUUGGCGGAGGUCUCAGCGUAGGUCUUUGUGGAUUGGCGGCUGGAUUCGCUAUCGGAAUCGUUGGUGAUGCGGGUGUUCGAGGAACAGCGCAGCAGCCUCGUCUCUUCGUGGGGAUGGUCCUUAUUCUCAUUUUCGCAGAAGUUUUGGGUCUGUACGGGCUUAUCGUCGCGCUUAUUCUCUGUAACUCGGCAGAUUAA